Molecule: messenger RNA, 2427 nt
Organism: Miscanthus lutarioriparius
Lineage: Eukaryota; Viridiplantae; Streptophyta; Magnoliopsida; Poales; Poaceae
Source: the annotation of a GenBank genome assembly
AUGGCUGCUGAAUGGGCAACCGCACUGCGCGCUAGUGUACAUCGUGGGCGCGGGGGCGCGUGCUGGGGCGCGUGGUCACCGCGCUCUGGACUUGGUCAGCGACGGCGGUUAGCAUGUCCGGUCUUGGCGCUGUCCCUCAACAGUGUCCAUCCAGGAACGCCGCCGCCGGCUUGGAUAGGGCUCACCAGCAGCAAGGACCUCCUCCGGAGCUGGAACGCGAGGGCGAGGCUUCCGCCUGACAUCCCCCGCCAUGUGCCCCGGCGACAACAGCAGCCGCCCGCGGCCGUUGCCGACGCGCCGAGCACGACGAGCGCCGCGCCGACGGUGGCCACGGCACUUCCCGAGAUCGCGGAACACCAGCGCAACGCGGUCCUGACCCGGUCUCGCUCCGACAGCCGCCUCGUCGUCCGCGGAGGCGCCGCGAGGAAGCCGUCGUCGUUCCGCGGCGUGUGCUCGCUGCCGCACAAGCUGCAAGGCUCGCCGGUCCACAAGGCUCUCCGCGCGGCUGCCCGGUGUCCGUUACCAUCAGCGCCGUCAAAGGACGGAGGAACUGGCGAUGCCAUUGCCGGCGACACGGGCGGUGGUGGCUUCAAGCACCCGAAGAACGGCAGGGAAAUCGUGGCGAACGGCCAGUUGAACGAAGCCCAGCGCACCCGUGCGCCGCAGCCAGAGCCAGCCGGUGCUGGCGGCCGGGGCGGGCAAGGGCGACGAGAAACCGGUCGAGAAGAGGAGAACACGGUGGCUGAGGAACAUCAAGCUAGUCGCGUCUGCGGCCGGGCUCAGAACCGACAAGGAGAAGCAGGACAGCGAUGGCGGCGGCGGCGGGAGCCGACGGCACGGACGCCUUCGGUGACCAUGUCGAAGUCGGCGUCGGCCCACACCGCCGUGUCGUCAGCCUCCACGGGGCCCGAGCGGUUCAAGGUGCACCACUACGGCAAGUCCAGCCGGGAGCUGACCGGGCUGUACAUGCGGCAGGAGGUGCACGCGCACGAGGGCUCGAUAUGGAGCAUCAAGUUCAGCCCCGACGGCCGGUUCCUCGCCAGCGGCGGCGAGGACAGCGUGGUGCGCGUCUGGGAGGUCUUGAACGUGGACGCCUCCUCGUCCGCCGUGGCGCAGGAGCUCUCCACCUCCCUUCCUCCGCAGACACCGGCUGCAUCCACGGACGGCGGCAGGUCAGCGGCGUCGCCCGGGCUGGCGGCGCAGUUGUCCGGGAAGGUGAGGAGGGGGAGGAGCAGCAAGGACGUGCUCCCGGAGCACGUCGUCGUGCCGGAGUCCGUGUUCGCGCUCGCCGAGCAGCCGUCGUGCGCCUUGGAGGGCCACCAAGACGACGUGCUCGACCUGUCGUGGUCCAAGUCCCAGCAGCUGCUGUCGUCGUCCGUGGACCACACGGUGCGGCUCUGGGACGUUGUCACCAAGACGUGCCUGAGGGUGUUCCCGCACAGUGACUACGUUACCUGCGUGCAGUUCAACCCGGUGGACGAUGGCUACUUCAUCAGCGGCUCGCUUGACUGCAAGGUGCGCAUCUGGAGCGUGCCGGACCGGCAGGUCGUCGACUGGAGCGACCUCAACGACAUGGUCACCGCGGCGUGCUACACCCCAGACGGGCAGGCUGCGAUUAUUGGGUCGCACAAGGGGAGCUGCCGAUUCUACAAGACAACAGAUUGCAAGCUUAACCCGGAGGCACAAAUCGACAUGAGCAUAACAAAGAAACGCAGGUCGCAGGCCAAGAAGAUCACAGGAUUCCAUUUUGCGCCGGGGAACCCGUCAGAAAUCUUGGUGACAACGGCGGACUCGCAGAUCCGGGUGUUCAACGGCAUCAGCGUCCUCCAGAAAUUCAAAGGCUUCAAGAACACCAGCAGCCAGAUCUCGGCGUCCUACACCGCCGACGGCCGCUACGUGGUGUGCGCCAGCGAGGACUCCAACGUCUACGUGUGGCGCCGUGUCCCGGGCAGCGUCAGCGGCGUCGGCGGCGGCGGCACGGGCGGCAGCGGCAGCAUCAGCGUCAGGGCCAAGACGUGGCUGACCAGCCGGUCCUACGAGUACUUCUUCUGCAGGGACGUGUCCGUCGCCGUGCCGUGGCCCGGGUCGCCGUCGUCCUUCCCGCCGUGCGACGCGUCCCGGGGUGGCAACGGCAACGGCAAGAGCGACACGCCCAGGAAGCAGCAGAGCUCGUCCCGCCGCGACGACGUCGUGGGCGGCGCCGGCGGCGGCGUACCGCGGGUGACCAAGUCCGGGCCGAUGACGUACCACGGCUGCGGGCAGCUGCACCCGGAGCUGUCUCGCCGCGAGUCGCAGUCCUCCGCGCGGUGGCACGGCGGCGCGGAGGGCGGCAACGCGUGGGGGAUGGUGUUGGUGACCGCGAGCCGUGGCGGCGAGAUCCGGGUGUACCAGAACUUCGGCCUGCCUUUGGCCAAUCUCUUCCACUAA